AUGGUUGAAGAAGUAGAGAGGGUGGCAGAAAAAGAAGAGUGCAUGUUCUUACUCGGUAAGUCGCACGGCUCGCACUUGUUGAGUUCAACUUGGGCACUGGCUAUUGCGCUAUUAGCCAUCGCCGAAGUUGAACUCAACAAGUGCGAGCCGUGGGACUUACCGAGUAAGAACUUGCAUUCUUCUUCUCAUGUCUCCCUCUCUGCUUCUUCAAUUAUAUACAUAUUAAUAUUAUUUCGUUUCAAUUCAGAAAGGUCCAAAAUUGGCGGCAGCAAAGAAUGUUAUUUAUUUUGUGAACUAGGGCUAAAGUAUUCAACUGGCCUUCGAAGAAACAGGGCCACUAACGUCGAAUACUGGAAAUCUACCGGCAAGGAUAAGGAGAUCCGAAGGGAAAAUAUACUUCUUGGAAUCAAAAAGACAAUAGUCUUUUACAAAGGCAGAGCUCCCAAAGGAGAGGACGGAGUGGUUGCUUUCGAACAUAACAAGUGGGUUCUAUGCAGGGUGUUCGAGAAAGGCUUGCCGAGAAAAGAGAAUAAAGCUUUUGGGCUGGCAAAUAUUGAAGAAGAGAUGACUCAGGGAGUUCCUCUGCCGCCAUUAAUGAAUGCCCAGGUAACCAGCUUCCCCGACUCACUCUACGAAGGUGGGGCUUUUAAUUUUUGUUCAGAAGCAUCGAGCUCGUUCUACGACGGCAACGAUGAUUUGCUUUUUAAUUGA
Dendrobium catenatum is the source of this 711-nucleotide messenger RNA. Its product is annotated as NAC domain-containing protein 79-like. Gene Ontology annotation, biological process: regulation of DNA-templated transcription. Gene Ontology annotation, molecular function: DNA binding. NCBI's taxonomy places the organism in Eukaryota, Viridiplantae, Streptophyta, Magnoliopsida, Asparagales, Orchidaceae. The record is from RefSeq and is a predicted model, not a curated record. The coding region runs from base 1 to 711 and encodes 236 amino acids. The transcript has 2 exons.